AUGGUCUUGGAGGACUAUCCCAUGAAGGUGGUGGUGCUUGAGGGCUUGACAUCUCUUGUUCGCUCAAGAGGUUCUUUGAGGUGUAUGAAAGCGGCUAAACCUAAUCUAGCUAGGUCGGCGCCGGCUUUGGGCUUGAAUUGUGCGGAUUGGGCUUCAAAAACGGCUUCGGGUCGACCGCGGCGUUCGGACGGUCGGUCGGGACGAUCGGCCGGACAGUCGGGUCUUGGCCGAGUCGGAACGGUCGUGGCCGGAUGA
Messenger RNA from Microthlaspi erraticum, 255 nucleotides. Lineage: Eukaryota; Viridiplantae; Streptophyta; Magnoliopsida; Brassicales; Brassicaceae. The record is from the annotation of a GenBank genome assembly.